AUGGCAGAGGGCUCCGAGAAGGUGCCGAUCGCCCGAGUGGGGCCCGAUGAUGUGGAGCUGUGCCUGCCCCCCGCGUACGCGGCGGCCGCGCCCCCCGGGCCGGCCCUCCUGCUGCUGGCCGGGGCCAUCGCCGCCUUCUACUUCUGGAAAGCCACGGAGCGGCAGGUGUACAACGUUCACUAUACUAUGAGCAUUAAUGGAAAAGUACAAGAUGGAUCAAUGGAAAUAGAUGCUGGAAAAAACUUAGAGACAUUCAAAACAGGAAGCAGGAGUGAAGAGGCUGUUGAAGUCCAUGAUUUUCAGAUCGGCAUAACUGGGAUCCGUUUUGCUGAAGGAGAGAAGUGUUACAUCAAAGCUCAGCCAAAAGCUCACAUCCCUGAAAUUGACACUAUGGCUAAAGCAAGCCUCUCAUCUGAGCUGGAAGAUGAAAUCAUGCCUGUGAGAUUUGACAAAAACUCCCUUAUCUGGGUGGCUGCAGAUGAGCCUAUCAAGCAUAACAGCUUCCUAAGCCCCAAAAUUUUAGAGCUUUGCAGGGAUCUUCCAAUUUUCUGGCUGCGACCAACAUAUCCCAAAGAUAACCAAAGGAGAGAAAUUAAGAGCAACAAGCACCAAUCAGAACCAAACUUUGAUGAGGAAGACUUGGAAGCUGCUUCUGAAGAAGUAAACCCCAGAUCAUGCACUGUGCAGCUGACUCAAGAGCUUGGCCACCAGACUAAUGAAACCAGGCCAAUGGGACAAGAAACUGAUCAAACAUUUAAUCCAGACAACCCAUACAACCAGCUGGAAGGUGAAGGGAUGGCUUUUGACCCCAUGCUGGAUCACCUGGGAGUGUGCUGCAUUGAGUGCCGGCGAAGUUACACCCAGUGCCAGCAGAUCUGCGAGCCCCUCAUGGGCUACCACCUGUGGCCUUACAACUACCAGGCCUGCCGCACCGCCUGCUGGAUCAUCAUGCCCUGCAGCUGGUGGGUUGCUCGUAUCAUGGGCGUUAUGUGA
Molecule: messenger RNA, 993 nt
Organism: Vidua macroura (Pin-tailed whydah)
Lineage: Eukaryota; Metazoa; Chordata; Aves; Passeriformes; Viduidae
Gene: CNMD
Product: chondromodulin
Biological process (GO): negative regulation of angiogenesis; negative regulation of endothelial cell proliferation
Source: RefSeq, a predicted model, not a curated record